CACACCUCAGGACAACACCAGGUUUCUCUGAAAUAAGGUAUCUGGAAGACGGAGUUGUUCAUCGGUAUUUUAGCCGCUGUGUCUUUCGUUAGAGUCAACUAUCCACACGACCUUCCACCGUAAACUCCGGGUUCGGCCUUCAGACAAACCAUUUUCACAGACAAGAUGUCUCCUAACCAUCAGAGCAGUAGCUCACCCUCCUGCAGCACCGGCUCGCUCUCAGACACCAGCGCAUCCGGCAGGAGAACCCUAUCGAGGCAGAUCCGCUACAAGGGCCUUUUCACACCACAAGUAGCCCCCACCACCCGCGCCUACUGCCUCUUACUGAGCUUCUUGCUGGGUACUCUCUUGCUGACGGCCGGAUCUGUCUUCUACCAUGUCAUCCUCAGCAGACCUAUGAGUGGCUCCCACCUCAUGCACACCCCUCCGCUACCCCUCGCUCUCGUCCUUAUAACAGCUGGUGUGGUCAUUCUCCUCUCCUGCGCCUUCGUCGCCUGGAAAUACGGAUUCGACGACGGCGACGAGACGCUGGAGGAGGACAUGUACUCCUUUGCCAAGGACGACGUCUUGGACCAGCAAUACAGGAGCACCCUUGAAAACCCCAAGGAUCCUCCAGUAUGAAGCCCCGGCAAUCAUCCUCUGCCCUCCGUCUGAAAGCCUCCUAGAGCUGAACCUUCAAUGUCAAAGCCUCAUCUCAAAAUCUCAUCUCACCUUCCAAUCGUCUUUUCUACAACCAAAGGCUCAUCUAAUCUAAGUCUAAACUAAGCUAAUUCCUUAUUUAUUUUCUAGUGUUUGUAUUACGUGAGGUUUACAGUUUUUUUAAUAAGUUAUCCUGUGUCCGCUUUGUAACAACUUCCAUUCCACGGAGAGGCUGUGUCAAGUUUAUGUGGAAAUCUUGCUUCUUCAAGAUAAGCUACGAACGAAUAAAAAGUCAUAAUACCAUAGCUGGAACAGUUCACCCCAAACCCAUGCUUAGGAGAGGGACCUUAUGUCGACAUUUCGGUCCGUCCUGGUCCAGUUGUGGCCUGACAACGGUCCAUGACUGACUGAAACAUCGUAAUAAUGUUCCUCUCCUAAGUGAGCUUUUUUAUUGGUGAAAAGCUACGAACGGAUGGUCAGCAACUCUGUUUGGAAAUGGUGGCCAAACAACUACUUACUCUCUGUAGUGUUAUGUUGAAUUUUCUCACAAAGCAUCCACGACUGAGUAUUCAACGUAGCAACUACUAUUUCCUCAGCUGCUACCACCAUCCGUAGGCACCACAACCACCACUCAUGGGAACGGUGCUCCUAUCCCUGCCACACCAAUGAAAAUGUUGCUUCGUCAUCACGUUUGGUACCCCAUUUCAAAAUCUUAUUCUUAAAAAGCCCUUCCAUCGCGCCACUAUGUUAGUCACUAUCAGAACCACAGUCAUCAAAUGACGUACCGGUACCAGAGGUGCCAUUCCCUCCCCAAUCAGUAUUGUUACCACCAAUAAUGACAUUACUACAACCACUUGACACAGUACUACAACCCCUAAAGUCACUACCACCACCACCACCAUUACUAUGAAUCCCUGUGCCCGUCAGUACCAAGACCUGGCAUCAACACCGCCAGUAACACCAGCACUGUCGAUACCACGACGACGACCACCAUAUGAAUUUCCAAGAAUUACUUCCGAGUCUCUCCUGUCAGAGCAUCUACCACGCACGCCUCCGUGAGCAGCAGUCUCGAGAGGAUGCUUGCACUUUGCCUGGGCGCACUGAGAAUGUAAAUCCUCGUUCAAUCGAUAUCCCACAGGGCGGUUCGAUGAAAAACUUUUGAGGUUGGUAAGAAUCUUUGAACACGCAAACCAAAGGUACUUUCCGGAUUCGCAGGUUCGGAACUUUGUGGGUUCUUCAGAACCUUCUGGUUCCAAGACGCGUUCCUGCCUUGCCUGUUGUCAGUGGCGGACAAACCAAUAUCAAAUUCACUGUCAAAACAUAUGCAAUGGUGUAAAAGUGUAUAAUUUAAGGUAACUCAAAUGUUUGUGUAUAAAAAUAUGUUUAACGCAUUUAUUUAUGGUUUUCACUAUUAUAUGUCAAGAAGGUGAAUAGAAAUACAAAACUCAUUAUGAAUUUAAGCUAGCACUCACAGAGCAGCGGGAGCAGUUUCAGUCUCUUAAAUGGUGUAACCUGUUGUUAGUAGUAGCAUAGUCACUUCAGUGUCCAGGGCUGUUAUUAGCAGGAGGUUGUCGUGAUUACAGUCUCCAUGUCUGUUGUUAGAUAGGAACUCCUCGUGGCUACACAGGCCAAAUCCAUUGUCAGGAAGAAGCUUAGCUUGAUUACAGUGCCAUGACUGUUGUCAUAUGGGAACUUUAGAGUGACUAGUGUUCAUGGCAAAUGUCAGCCAGGACUAGCAGUCUCUCUCUUGAUAUCAUAUCCCUUUCGGUGACCAAUACACACUGAGGUUUCACAAUAAUGAAAAGAUAACAAGGUAAAGGAAAAAAUGGUGGAUAGGCGAACACCUUACCAUACAGACUAAGUUGUCCACUUAACCAGCUAGAAAACAAAAUUGACAGUAAUGUGAAA
Messenger RNA from Cherax quadricarinatus, 2547 nucleotides. Lineage: Eukaryota; Metazoa; Arthropoda; Malacostraca; Decapoda; Parastacidae. The record is from RefSeq and is a predicted model, not a curated record.